GAUGAAUGUACUCUACCAUCUAUAUCCUGUGCAAUGCAACUUGGAGAUGUCCCACCUUGUGAUGAGCAGAAUGCGACUGCAGUUGUAUGUUCAGUGUCCCAAACAGUUGAACCUGCACUGUCCUACCAAUCUGAUCAUGAAGCAAUGGUCUCUGAGCCUGCUGUGCAAGUGCAUCUGUCACCGCCCUCUAAUUCACCUCGUAGCUUUAAUGCAGCUGCUGUACCUUUUGUUGGGGAAGUUGCAAAUUUGCCAAGUAGUGAAGGUUGUACCUUUAAUCCGGCCACAGAACUUGUUAUGAACCCUCCUCUCGUGUUAAACCAAUAUGUUUUACAACCUUCAACUUCUUCCUCAAAUCUACCCAUUGGUGCAUCAGGAAUGCAUUUUCCUAACUUGAGGACUUCUGUUGCUUUUGAAUUCAAUAACCGUCCUGCAGAAGUCGUACCUGCAAUGCCCUGGUUACCUGCACCUCAGCACCAGGACUCACUUAAGAAGGAAUUAGAACGGUUAUGUAAAGAAUUUGACCAAACAUGUAAAGGUUUUGAAGAUAAGAAGCUGCAUCUGAAAGCCGAGGGCGACAAGGAGAUUGCUCAAAUUCUCCUUAAGUAUGAACUUAAGCAACGGGAGGUUGAUGCUGAAAUUUUUUCCAAAAAGAAGGAGUUUGAUGAUAUUCGUAACAAAGUAGUCAUGAAUAAAAUGUUGGCUGAAGCAUUCAUGUUUACAUGGAUGGAAUUUAUGCCAUCUGGUAUACCAGGAACACAACAAGAUAUAAAUGUUGGUUACAUGCAGCAGCCGAUUCAGCUAUCAAUGCAACAAAGUGCACAAAGGCCUUUGCUAGCUGCCAGAAUGUCUGCGGCCAGCACUGCUGCUGCUAGCCUGCAGACUUUACCUCCUGAGCCGCAGACAACCGUACCUGCAUCAGUAAUCAACCCACACAGCAUACCUCCUCCAGUGCAAGGUGCUAGCGCUAUGUCUGCCCUCUUUCCAAGUGCUAUUGCAAGACCCCCGCAGAUGAGCUCCCUCUCCUAUUCCUAUGGAAACCCACUAGGUGGUGCUGAAAUUCGUGCCCGCCCUCCACAUCUCCGUGGUUCAGCACCCACAACAAGUCUUCCUCCUCGCCCCCAUAGAAUGUCGACUCUGCCACCAACAAAUGCCUCGGCCACACAGUCAAACGCGCUACCAGUACCAUGUUUUCCACUUCCAUUGCCAUCUUCCACAAAUCAGUCCGGUUGCUGUGAUGGUACCCUUCGUCCUGAAACUUCCAGAGGUUCGCAUGCUCUUCCCAACAUAUUAUCUGCUCCGGAGUUAGUUAGGAAUGUUGUCCGCCCACCUGCAGCUUCACCAUCAUUGACAGAUUGGCUUUCAAACACUGGCCAGUUAAAUACCUCUGACUUUAUGGCAAGUAGUGCAUCGGUUAACCCGGUUGGUACAAGUGCACCGACUGAAGUAGUAUAUUUGUCAGAUGACGACUAACCAUGAUGUCUAGCUGGUUAAAUUAACACUGACCCAACAUGGUUUUUGGUACUCUGGGUUGUGGGAAUUUUUUUUGUACUUACAUAUGUGAAAGGGAAGAAAUAGCAGACACUUUAACUUCCCCAAGCCCUUUGUAAUUUUUUACAUUAUCAAAUUAUUAUGUAUAAAUAUAAACACUUUAACUUCCA
Messenger RNA from Morus notabilis, 1658 nucleotides. Its product is annotated as helicase protein MOM1. Lineage: Eukaryota; Viridiplantae; Streptophyta; Magnoliopsida; Rosales; Moraceae. The record is from RefSeq and is a predicted model, not a curated record. Bases 34 to 1470 code for a protein of 478 amino acids. The transcript has 3 exons. Gene Ontology annotation, biological process: heterochromatin formation.